Molecule: messenger RNA, 2704 nt
Organism: Ceratina calcarata
Lineage: Eukaryota; Metazoa; Arthropoda; Insecta; Hymenoptera; Apidae
Product: Fanconi anemia group J protein homolog
Exons: 18
Coding region: 118-2550 (810 amino acids)
Biological process (GO): nucleotide-excision repair; double-strand break repair involved in meiotic recombination
Cellular component (GO): nucleus
Molecular function (GO): ATP binding; DNA helicase activity; hydrolase activity, acting on acid anhydrides, in phosphorus-containing anhydrides
Source: RefSeq, a predicted model, not a curated record
AAAGUACACGUGAUAUUUGUGAGGUUAUGGUUUACGUUUGAGGUAGCGCGAAAACGAAAGAUUUCGUGUAUCGUUUCUUAAAGAUUUCGACAUGACAUUAACCGAUUUCCUUGUUGUAUGUCCUCUACACAAGAAGAACCUAUUGUUAUAGAUAUUUCAAGUGACGAAGAACCAUCUGCACCCAAGAGGAUGAAAAUGGCUGAGGUGAUUGAAGGCAAAACGCUGACAAUAUCUGGAGUCAAAGUCCAGUUUCCCUUACCUACACCUUACAAGUGUCAAAUAGCAUUAAUGUCCAGGGUGAUAGAAGGCUGUAAGAAAAGUCAGCAUUGCUUAUUGGAGAGUCCGACAGGCAGUGGCAAGACGUUAGCUCUUCUGUGCAGUUCUCUGGCUUGGCAGGACUGGUACCAUGCCGAGGUAAAGGAGCAAAGUGUAUGUAAUAAUGUCAAUACAGCUACCGGGACAGGCCAAAAGGGUAUUUCACUUUCCGAUUUGCAGAGCGUGUCAUCUGUAGUCGAAAACGGUACAUCUUCAUCGCCCACAUAUUCAUCCUCCUGCCCCCAAAACGAUCACAAAAACGUCGACUUUGAGAAUGACAAAUGUGGCGCCUCUGUAAAAAUAAGAGUACCCAAGAUAUUUUACGGUACGCGAACGCACCGGCAAAUAAGCCAGGUAGUUAAGGAACUUAAAAGGACUGUGUACAAAAAUAAAAAAAUGGUAAUUCUUAGUAGUAGAGAACAGAGCUGCAUCCAAAAGAUCGAACCCGAUGCCUCCGAAAAGAAUAAAACGGAUUUGUGUCGCCGGUUGCUGGACAACGAAGGUUGUAAAUAUUAUACAGAAGAUAAUAAAAGCCAUAUGUCAACGUUCGCAGCUGCUGAGAAAUUAGGGCUACCACGUGUUUGGGAUAUAGAGGACCUAAACAGAGUUGCGAGGUGUUCGGAAUCGUGCGCAUAUUAUGCUGCACGAGAUCUGAUGAACGAAGCAGAGAUCGUAUUUUGCCCUUACAAUUACCUUAUCGAUCCAAAUGUUCGCGAAGCGAUGCAUCUGAGUUUAACGGAUCACGUCAUAAUUUUGGAUGAGGCGCAUAAUAUAGAGGAUACGUGUUCGGAUGCAGGAAGUAUUGUGAUUAUAGAUCACGAGUUAGAGGAUAUUAUACGUGAAUGUAAAAGUCUUAAAAAGCAUUUGGAGAAAUAUACCAUGUAUGGAGUUAUAGAAAAUUUUGUAUCGCGUAUAUUGAAGUGCAUAAGAAGCGUCGAGCUCCUUGAGCGUGAUCGUCUGAAGACGGAGUUUGCUAAGUUCAAUUGUGAACAAUUGGUAAAAUUAUUUAAUAACAAGGAGAUGAAUGAAGAUAAUCGUGAAGAGUUUAAAGAAGAAAUAAAGAAAGCGCUUGCCGACUCAAACAAGAUCAAAGAAGAAAAGCCGAAAGCUGACAAAUCUGCUCAGAGCAAGAUUAUGUCGCUUUUUAUGAAACGACGGUUGGAGAAAUUACUCCAAUUUUUAGAAAUAAUUGUUUCCGUUGAAUGCAUAGACCACUAUAUGGUAUACAUUGCAAACGACAAACAAAGAGAACAAGGUUACAGUAUUGACAGCGAAAAUUAUAUAUCUAUAAAAAGUGAAACAAAAAGUGUGAAAGUAAUGAAGCUUUUAUGUUUAAAUCCGGGGUUGAUAUUCAAGCAAAUCGCGGAACGAGCUCGAUGCAUUAUAUUAACGUCCGGCACGUUAACGCCGACGGACUCGUUCGCGAGCGAGUUAAGAACUAAUUUUAAAUAUACCCGUCCAGGAGAACACGUAAUACCCAGAGAGAAUGUUUACGUGAAUUGUGUGUCCGAAGGUCCUAAAAAUGUCAGACUCAUGGCUAAUUAUAAAAAUGUUAAGACCUGGAGUUUCCAAAAGGCGCUCGGCUGGACAUUACACGAUAUUUGUGUAAUGGUCCCUCAUGGGGUGUUGUGCUUUUUUUCUUCGUACCAUGUAAUGGAACAAAUGGUCAAUAAUUGGAAACACCAGCAGAUAUGGAAGCACAUUAGUAAGGUGAAACGUGUGUUUAUUGAACCCAAAGGACAAAGAGAAUUAGAGCAUCGGAUGCAUGAGUUCCGUACCGAAAUCCGCGCAACUGCAUCUAAGCCCGUCAAUGGGAUAACCGGCUGUUUGUUUUUGGGGGUGAUGAGAGGAAAAUUAGCGGAGGGUGAAGACUUUAAAGAUGAAGAGGCUCGAUGUGUGGUGACGGUUGGGUUACCAUUCAUGGCAAUAAACAUGGAGCUCGAUUUUAAAAUGGCCUAUAAUGAUGCACACAGGUCUGAAGGACUGUUACAGAGUGACGAGUGGUAUAAGACACAAACUUACAGAGCUCUGAACCAAGCUCUAGGACGCUGUAUACGACACAUGAAUGAUUGGGGAGCGAUACUACUUAUUGAUGAAAGAUUCAGUAAACCUGCUAAUCGAAAAAAGCUACCAAAAUGGGUGACUGAUGUGUUUUCAAAAAGUACAAGUCCGAACAGCUGGAGGGCUGAACUCCAAAAGUUCAUAAAAACACAUGAGACAAUAGCUGAUAAUUAAUAGAGGGAGAGAGUAUGUGCCGACUAAUACAGAUUUUAUAGAAGAUGAUGGAGCCAUAUAAAACAGUAAACAGUAAAGAUUACACUUUCACGUGCACGAACGACAAUUGACCGAUUGACUAUCCAGUGGAUCGUAGCCAUUUAACAACGACCAU